AACCCGAUUUAUAAAAUCCCCAUCACUCUCUCUCAUUCUUCUCUUGUUCUUCAUCUCUCUCUCUUUCUCUUUCGAUGCAGGGCGUUAGGGUUCGGCCGCUGAUGAACGGCGGCGAGGGAGCGAAACGAGGGCUGACGAUCGACGGCGGGGAGGCGCCGGAGAAGCGGAUCGAAAGGCUGAUACGGGAGAACCCUGUCGUGAUCUUCAGCCGCCGUGCUUGCUGUAUGUGCCACGUCAUGCGCCGUCUCCUCGCCACCGUCGGCGUCCACCCCACCGUCAUCGAGCUUGAGGACGCCGAGGCUGCCGCCAUCGUCCCCCCCGGUUCUCCCGCCGUCUUCAUCGGCGGAGACCCCGUCGGCGGCCUUGAAGGCCUUAUGGCCCUCCAUCUCAGCGGCCGCCUCGUUCCGCGCCUCCAUGAGGUCGGUGCCCUCGCCGGGUAAUUUCCUCGAUCUCUCGUGGGUAAUCUUGGAAUUUCAUAGAUCUCUCUUCUUCUUUCAGCAAUGGUACGGUUGUAAAUAGAAAGUCGAUGAAGGUGAUAACUGAAAA
Messenger RNA from Dioscorea cayenensis subsp. rotundata (Guinea yam), 546 nucleotides. Its product is annotated as glutaredoxin-C7-like. The transcript has a single exon. Bases 75 to 440 code for a protein of 121 amino acids. The record is from RefSeq and is a predicted model, not a curated record. NCBI's taxonomy places the organism in Eukaryota, Viridiplantae, Streptophyta, Magnoliopsida, Dioscoreales, Dioscoreaceae.